CAUGGACAUUCCCAGCAUCCCCUAUGAGAGGCGUCUUCUCAUCAUGGCGGACCCGAGAGAUAAGGCUCUUCAGGACUACCGUAAAAAACUGCUUGAGCACAAGGAGAUCGAUGGGCGUCUCAAAGAGUUAAGAGAACAAUUGAAAGAGCUUACCAAGCAAUAUGAAAAGUCUGAAAAUGAUCUGAAGGCCUUACAAAGUGUUGGGCAGAUUGUGGGUGAAGUACUUAAACAAUUAACAGAAGAAAAAUUCAUUGUUAAAGCAACAAACGGACCGAGAUAUGUUGUGGGUUGUCGGCGUCAGCUUGACAAAAGUAAGCUGAAACCAGGGACAAGAGUUGCUUUGGAUAUGACUACACUAACUAUCAUGAGAUACUUGCCAAGAGAAGUUGAUCCACUGGUUUACAACAUGUCUCAUGAAGACCCUGGGAAUGUUUCUUAUUCUGAGAUUGGAGGGCUAUCUGAACAAAUCAGAGAAUUGAGAGAGGUAAUAGAAUUACCCCUUACAAACCCUGAGUUAUUCCAGCGAGUAGGAAUAAUACCUCCAAAAGGUUGUUUGUUAUAUGGACCACCAGGAACAGGAAAAACACUUUUGGCAAGAGCUGUUGCUAGCCAGCUGGAUUGCAAUUUUUUAAAGGUUGUAUCCAGUUCCAUUGUAGACAAGUACAUUGGUGAAAGUGCUCGUUUGAUCAGAGAAAUGUUCAAUUAUGCCAGGGAUCACCAGCCAUGCAUCAUUUUUAUGGAUGAAAUUGAUGCUAUUGGUGGCCGUCGUUUUUCUGAGGGUACUUCAGCUGAUAGAGAAAUUCAGAGAACCCUAAUGGAGUUACUAAAUCAGAUGGAUGGAUUUGAUACUUUACACAGAGUAAAAAUGAUCAUGGCUACAAACAGACCAGACACAUUGGAUCCUGCUUUAUUGCGUCCGGGAAGAUUAGAUAGAAAAAUACAUAUUGAUUUACCAAAUGAACAAGCAAGAUUAGAUAUACUCAAGAUUCAUGCAGGUCCUAUCACAAAACAUGGUGAAAUAGAUUAUGAAGCAAUUGUGAAGCUCUCAGAUGGCUUUAAUGGAGCAGAUCUGAGAAAUGUUUGCACUGAAGCAGGUAUGUUUGCAAUUCGUGCUGAUCAUGAUUUUGUAGUACAGGAAGAUUUCAUGAAAGCAGUAAGAAAAGUGGCUGAUUCUAAGAAGUUGGAAUCUAAACUUGACUAUAAACCUGUCUAAGUUAUAAUUCUUAAAAGACGUUAGCAUAUAUAAAAAUAAAGUUGAGGAAAAUAAUGUAUGUAUUGGAUAUUAUCUCAUUAAAAGCAUAUUACAUAUAAAGUAAUAGUUCAUUAACUAUGUACAAUAGUGGUGCAAAAGAUGAUAGAUUUGUCAAUGUUGCAUUGCAGCAAAUUAAAUGAAAUGAGAUGAACAAGGAUUUUCAAAAUUGUUACUUUGUGAGCAAUUUUUAAAAUAUUGAAAUGAUUUGAGGUUUCAAUUUUUUAAAAGUGACAUUUUAUAUUAUUUUACUUGUUUUUUUCAUCCCAAAGAAUUGAAUAAAAUUUGUUUAAUUCAGUCCUCUUAGCACAAUAACCUUGGCCAAGAGAACAUUUGUCAUGAUUGUUUGGGAUCUUUGGUAAGUUUUAUAUAUGGCAGUCCAAAUCAGUGUCCCUUGAAUUUGAGAUAUUUAAAAGUUGGUUUUAAAAUAAAACCUUUCAGUGA
Molecule: messenger RNA, 1693 nt
Organism: Antechinus flavipes (yellow-footed antechinus)
Lineage: Eukaryota; Metazoa; Chordata; Mammalia; Dasyuromorphia; Dasyuridae
Gene: PSMC6
Product: proteasome 26S subunit, ATPase 6
Exons: 14
Coding region: 2-1213 (403 amino acids)
Biological process (GO): positive regulation of RNA polymerase II transcription preinitiation complex assembly
Cellular component (GO): proteasome regulatory particle, base subcomplex; cytosolic proteasome complex
Molecular function (GO): ATP hydrolysis activity; proteasome-activating activity; ATP binding
Source: RefSeq, a predicted model, not a curated record